AUGCCUAUUGGUGUUCCAAAAGUUCUAUUCCGAAAUCCUGGAGAUCCAAUUUCAUCUUGGGUUGACGUAUACAACCGACUUUAUCGAGAAAGAUUACUUUUUUUAGGCCAAGGGAUUAGUACCGAUCUUUCGAAUCAACUUAUUGGUCUUAUGAUGUAUCUCAGUAUGGAGGAUGAGAACAAAGAGCUAUAUUUGUUUGUAAACUCUCCUGGGGGCUGGGUAAUACCUGGGAUCGCCAUUUAUGAUACUAUGCAAUUUGUGCGACCAGAUAUCCAUACAAUAUGCAUAGGAUUAGCUGCUUCAAUGGGAUCUUUUAUCCUGGCCGGAGGACAACUUACCAAACGUAUAGCAUUCCCUCACGCUAGGGUAAUGAUACAUGAACCUUAUAGUGCUUUUUAUAUGGCACAAGUAGGCGAAUUUGUCAUGGAAGCGGUAGAACUGAUGAAACUGCGUGAAACCCUCACAAGGGUUUAUGCAGAAAGAACGGGCAAACCCUUCUGGGUUGUACACGAAGAUAUGGAAAGAGAUAUUUUUAUGUCAGCAACAGAAGCCCAAGCUUAUGGAAUUGUUGAUUUUGUAGCGGUUCAAGGAAAAUAA
Solanum tuberosum (potato) is the source of this 597-nucleotide messenger RNA. The record is from the annotation of a RefSeq genome assembly. NCBI's taxonomy places the organism in Eukaryota, Viridiplantae, Streptophyta, Magnoliopsida, Solanales, Solanaceae.